Darwinula stevensoni is the source of this 1591-nucleotide messenger RNA. The record is from the annotation of a GenBank genome assembly. NCBI's taxonomy places the organism in Eukaryota, Metazoa, Arthropoda, Ostracoda, Podocopida, Darwinulidae.
AUGAACCAGCCCUACCCUCUUACUAAGGAGCAAGUUCGCCUGCUUCUUCUUUAUGACUUCCGAAUCAAGAAGAAGGCAGCCAAUUCCAUCGCUGACAUCAAUACCGCGUUUGGCCCGGACACUGUGUCCAAGAGCACUGCCUAUGAUUGGUACAGUCGCUUCCAGAAAGGAAAUGAAAGCCUGGAAGACCAGCCACGCACCGGUCGUCCUUCGGAGUUUGAUAACUCUGCCUUGCAGGAGGCACUGGAGGCCAACAACCGGCAAACAUCGCGAGAGCUUGCGGACUUGCUGGGUGUCUCCCAUACAACUAUCCUUCAUCAUCUGGCUGAGCUUGGCAAGAAGGCAAAGUUGGGGUGCUGGAUUGUGGAUCCUACAGAGGUGUUUGCUGAGUUUCGACUGGCUGACAAGCCAUUGACAGAGGACCAGAUCAUGGGUGAAGUCCUGAGUCUUCUCCUUGGGGACACUCGCAUCUGGGGAGCUGGUGUUUAUUGGGACCGUGAUACAUUUCCCAACAAGACUCUCUUUGCACCAUAUGCUUACAAAACACAACUCAAUACUCGAAAAUUCAACAUUGAUGAUAUGGCACGCCUCAACUCUACCAAAGAGGUGUACACCAACAAGAAGUGGUUCAAGGACCUUAAGGCUCGUUGGGCUACAAACUUGGAGUCUCUGGAAGAAUUCUUUGUCAAGAUCCACAUCAGGUCAAAUUCCUCAGGUCAAUAUGUACGAAAAUAUGAACGCUACCCUAUGAGUUUCCGAGCACCAAAACUGGAGCAUGGAUGGUGGUCCACUCCAUUCUUUGACUGUGAUGGCUUCCAUCAACAAUGGGUCGUCAUGUAUGCUGCUCCCUUUUUUGGCUGGGAUUCACUUCGCAACAAACUCAAAUUCAUGGGAGCAGUGACAGUUGCAAUGGACAUCUGGCAGAUGGACAUUGAUCAGUGUCCAGACAAUUAUUGGGUCCCCAAUGUCUUCAAGGACUCACACAAGUGUGAUAGGAAAACAUCCUAUUGCGUCCCCAUUCUUGGUCGAGGCUUUGACACUGGAAGCUACAAAUGUGAGUGUCUUCAGGGUUUUGAGUACCCAUAUGAAAAUCUCAUAACAUAUUAUGAUGGACAGCUUGUGGAGUCUGAGUAUGAGAACAUUGUCAAGGACAAGCCCUCAAGAUAUGACACCCUGAAGUGUCGAUUGGCUGGUGCAUCCACCAUCGGAUUGAACUGGCUUCUCCUGCCACUUUUGUUGACCCUGCUGCUGCAACCAUAGCCAUUUCUUGUUUUGUUUGAGUGAUGUUAGAGCACAUGAGCAAAACAUACUUGCAUUAUUUGAUCUGUGAGUUAAAUCUGAUAUAUUGUCAAGAAGCUCCUUCAACUGUUCAUGUUCAUUUGUACCUCUUCUUUUUUUUAACCUUUGUACUUUUUACUGAAGCAAAUGAGCACUGGUUGCAAAUGAUGUGCUCUUUUGUCUUGAGCUUUAUCUGUGUAUCUCACCCAAUUCCGUCCAUUGAGACUACUACUUUGUGUCUAUUUUUUAUAAGGUAUAGUAUUUCCUAUAUCAUUAGUCAAAGUGUAGAAGACAUAUGCCUGGUAUUUUUCAG